UCUUGUGCUUCCUCUCAGUGUGUUUUUGCUCUUCAUCCUUCCAGGACCCACUGAACGCUUCGUCUCAGAGGAGCAUUUCAGCUUUCUGCAUCAGGUCGUCCAACAUGGACACUUUCUUCCGGCGCCAUUUUAAGAGGAAAGAGGCUGCUCUGCACGUUGAUGCAGAAGGCGCAUCAUUCCACCAACGGAGACCCAGCAUAGCCUUCCCAACCAGCAAGGCCCGUCGUAGGUCUGGUGCGGGUCUGCCUUCCUCCAGCCUGACCCAGCAGCGACGCUCCAGCCUCCAGCUGCAAGGUGAUGUGCCAGGUGCAGGGGGUGAACAGAUGAAAAAGAUGCCCAGGAACAGUAGGUGGGUAGGUCAUACACGCAGACGCUCCAGCACCACCACCCCCAGUCACAACCCACGAUUUGCGGUUAGCCGGAAGAAAGUAGGAAAGCUACGUAUGAUUGACCCCCACUUGCUGGGUCCGUCCAUGCUGCUCGCCAGCCUGAUCCAGAUGGCUGAGGAGGAGGAGGAAGGCCUGGGUGUGAGCCUACCAGCUACAGAGCAGCAGGUGGAGGUGAGAGGCAGUGCUACCAACAAGAGGAUGUUCUCGCCUUCCAGCAGUCUCCACUCAGAUGGAGAUGAUGAGAUGAGUAAUUGCUCCACCAGUGACGGCAGCACAUCAGAGAGUAGUCAGGUGUUUGAGCCUGAGCAGCUGCCUGAUGCGGACGCCUGGCACCCUGAUCCGUGUGCUGCUUUCUCCCCUUCUCCCCAUCCUCCACCUCCUCCUCCACCGUCAACUUCAAGACCCAUUAUUCGUGCACCACGCUGCUUAAGGAGAAACUCUUCUCAGGUUUUGCUGGGAGACUCCAAGCCCUCCAACUGGUAUUGUGUUUCCAGCCAGAGGAAGAGAAGAAAGAUUUCUACAAUUUCCAGGGCUGGAAGCCCCUGGCCAGGAAAAGGCGCUCCACUCCCCAACCGCAGGAGUUCAGUCUACUACCUGAACCACCCAGCCUUCCACAGAGGCCCCGGAGCCCUCAGUCCACUGGGGGUCCACAACUACGACUCCCGUCUGGAGAGUUGGAGUUCCUUCCUGCUAAAAGCCAUUGCGAAGUCGGGUCUGCAGCAUGUGGCACAUCAGUCCGACGUCUUGGCGUCUGCAGGACGGAGUGACCCGCUACAGGAGCCCAGCAGUUCUGUUGACUGGAGUGAAAAUGCGCAGUUUGGGGACCACAUCUGGUUUGAAGCCAGUGGAUCUGGAGACUUCUGUUAUGUAGGAGAGCAGUACUGCAUCGCAAAAACACUUCAAAAGUCGGUUCCACGGAAGAAAUGUGCUGGUUGCAAGAUAUCAGUCCACACAAUGUGUAUGGAGCAGCUAGAAAAGAUUAAUUUCAGGUGCAAACCUUCAUUUAGGGAGACAGGAUCUCGAGCCGUUCGAGAGUCUAACAUGGUUCGACACCACUGGGUCCACAGGAGGCGUCAGACGGGGAAGUGUCGACAGUGUGGGAAGGGAUUUCAACAGAAGUUUUCAUUCCACAGCAAGGAUAUCGUUGCCAUCAGCUGCUCAUGGUGCAAACAGGCGUAUCACAACAAGGUGACGUGCUUCAUGCUGCAGCAGAUUGAGGAGUGUUGCUCUCUGGGAGUUCAUGCUGCCAUCAUUGUCCCACCUACCUGGAUCAUCAGGGUCCGCAGACCUCAGUCAUCUUUAAAGUCCAGUAAGAAGAAGAAAAGGACAUCAUUGAAAUGUAACAAAGCCAGCAAGAAGGGGACAGAGCAUCAAGAUGGCCGCUGGAAGCCCUUCCUGAUUAAGCCCCUCCCUUCCCAACUAAUGAAGCCUCUGCUGGUUUUCGUGAACCCAAAGAGCGGUGGAAACCAGGGAACUAAGAUUGUCCAGUCUUUCAUGUGGUACCUGAACCCUCGCCAAGUGUUUGACCUGACAAAAGGCGGGCCCAAAGAGGGGUUGGAGUUAUAUGCCAAAGUUCCCAACCUUAGGAUCCUGGCCUGUGGGGGUGAUGGGACAGUGGGCUGGAUUUUGUCUGUGUUGGAUCAGUUGAAUCUCCGCCCACAGCCUCCUGUAGCCAUUCUGCCUCUGGGAACUGGCAAUGACCUGGCGAGAACUCUCAACUGGGGAGGGGGUUACACUGAUGAACCAAUAACGAAGAUCCUCUCGCAUGUUGAGGACGGAAACGUCGUGCAGCUGGACAGAUGGAACCUGAACGUAGAAGCCAACCCUGAAGCUCAGCCGGAGGACCGGGACGAGCACCAAACUGACAAGCUUCCUAUCGAUGUCUUCAACAACUACUUCAGCCUCGGUUUCGAUGCGCACGUCACGCUGGGCUUUCACGAAUCCCGAGAGGCAAACCCAGAGAAGUUCAGCAGCCGCUUUCGGAAUAAGAUCUUCUAUGCAGGGACGGCCUUCUCGGACUUCCUGAGUGGGAGUUCUAAAGACCUCGCCAAGCACAUCAAGGUUGUGUGUGAUGGCACAGACCUGACAGCCAAAGUCCAGGAGCUGAAGCUACAGUGUCUCCUCUUCCUCAACAUCCCCAGGUACUGUGCAGGCACCAUGCCGUGGGGUAACCCCAGUGAACAUCAUGACUUUGAGAGACAGCGCCAUGACGAUGGGUAUAUCGAGGUCAUCGGCUUUACCAUGACCUCUCUGGCCACGCUGCAGGUGGGGGGCCACGGCGAGCGACUCCAUCAGUGUAAAGAAGUGACCCUCACCACCUUCAAGUCCAUCCCCAUGCAGGUGGACGGUGAGCCUUGCAAACUGGCGCCAUCGAUCAUCCACAUCAGCCUGAGGAACCAGGCCAACAUGGUGGAGAAGGCCAAGAGGAGGAUCUCCAUGCCCCAUCUGAACGAUCAGCAGCCGGUUCCAGAGAAGCUGCAGAUUCAAGUGAACAGGAUCAGCAUGGCAGCGUAUGAGGCUCUGCAUUAUGAAAAGGACCAGCUGAAGGAAGCCUCCACGCCGCUGGGAACCAUAACCAUCCCCGGAGAAAGCGACCUGGAGACAUGCCGCCUCCUCAUCGAGCGCCUGCAGGACAGCGUGGACCAGAAUGGUGAUGAGAUGAAGGGAGACUGUCCGUCCACUCAGAAACUUUCCAAAAAGUGGUGUUUCCUUGACUGUACAACCGCUGACCGCUUCUACAGGAUAGACCGAGCUCAGGAACAUCUGCACUACGUGACUGACAUCUCUCAGGAGGAGCUGUACAUCUUGGACCCGGAGAUGGUCGUCAAGGAAACGGUCGGCACUUCUCCCGGGAUGCCUGACCUGGUGGAUCCUGAGGAGCACCAGGAUGAGCAGUUUGCCUUUCCCUCCUCUCUAACCACCUCAACCACACCGAGGGGGAGAGAGCUCCAGAGGAAGAGGAACUCUAGUGACAGUUCGGUGACCGACACUCUGUCCAGGAAUCUCCGAAAGACCGUCCUCUGCAGGAGAGGGGCAAAGAUUCUGAAUGUGCACCGCUCCAAUACAACCCUUCCUGAUUUCAGCCCCAUGAUUAGACCCUCCUCUGACAAAUCGACAUUUCCUAAAAAGGAGUCAGAGUUGGUCAACUGUGUCAAGACUGAAGACCUGAGCAGACUAAUGGAGCUCCACCAGCAGGGAGCAGACAUUUUACUACAGGACAGUGCAGGCUGCACGCUGCUGCACCACGCUGUGGAGACCGGCAACAAGGAUAUAGUCAAGUACCUCAUCGAUAAUGUGCCCACAUCUCAUUUGGAUGUAACAGAAAAAGAGACAGGAGAGACGGUGCUCCACAAAGCAGCCUCCUGCUGUCAGAGGACUAUCUGUCACUUCCUGGUGGAGGCUGGUGCAUCGCUAAUGAAGACCGAUCUUCAGGGUGAGACACCUAAACAAUGUGCUGAGAAGGCUGAUGACCAGGAACUGGCUGCCUACCUGGAGAACCGGCAACAUUAUCAGAUGAUCCAGCGAGAAGACCAGGAGACGGCUGUGUGACCACGUCUGUCCGAACCUGCCUGACCGUCUUUGUUUUCAGUUUAGUUGCGUAUGUCCCACAAUGACUUUGAAGAGAAACAACACCUUUGUAAUUAAAGUAUCAGGCAGGUUGAUGAAGUCGAGUGAUUGCUCCCCUGCUGUGAGGAGGAAGGGAGGAGAAAAAGGAAACUGUUGGAUCCCAUUGUAAGUGUAUGGCAUUUACUUUUUGCCCCACCUUCUCUAAAUGACUAAAAAACAAGAGUAAAUCAAGAGCAAAACGGUUUGUGGGUGCCUAAGGACAUCUGUGUCUGCUACUCGGGUCCAAGCUCCAGAACAUAGAAGUGAGCAGACACUUUGGGAGAAUUUUAACUGCUUUGAGGCCAGAAAGAUGCUGUUCAGUGAUGACGUGUCAGCGUUUUUACCUCUUCCCCCAUUUGUAGAUAAAGUGCUGUUGGACUGAAGAUCGGCUGCUUUGACCAAACGAUGACUGCAACGAUAAAUGAUCAUACAGGAGCUUAAAGAACUUUUUUUUGUUUGUUUUGCCAGCUCACAGAGAUAAACUCGAAAAUAUGUUUUCUGUCAGGCUUAUAGUGACCUUGUGGAUGUAUUUGUUUGCUCAAAAUUAAUUGCUCAAAUGUCACAUAUUUAAAUUACUUACCAAUGAAUUUAGCUAUUUAUAAUUUAUUUUUAGGUGUGAAACUUGCUUGUGAACAAAAACAGUGAAGCAAAUAUUUUGGCGUCUGCAGUUUCUCGCAAUGUUCUGGUUUCACUUUUAGAUUUCAGUCACAGCUUUCAGUAUAGAUCUACAUAGACUGUUUUUCUUUCGUUUUGUUAAACAUAGUUUUCUGUUAAUUGUACAGAAAAGUGCUUAAGGAGUUGCUUUAAUUGUGAUGCGUGUCUACUGUGUAAAUAGAUGAACUGUGUGGUCGGCUUACCAGUGUUGGAAGUUAAAGCCACAUUCUGCCAAAGCAUUUGAAUGUCUUUAAAAAUAUGACUUACAGCUGGAUAACUUGUAUGGUUUGAUCAUUUCUGACCUGUAAUAAAAGCACAUUUAACUAGUCUCUCUGAAGAAAUUAAACAGGUAAAAACAAGAAGCUUUAUUUGAAUGGAGCACAUGCACUAAAACUGGGAUUUAUGUAAUAAUUUGUUGUGUACAGCUGUGACCUUUACCAGGAAAUGUUUUAUUAGUUUUAGACAUAGUAAUCUUCUCUUUUGUCACUCAUUUGUUUGGUUGUAGUAGGAUUUUUCACUGUUGAACAGUUGGAGUGAUUCAUUGACUUUGUGCCGCGCCUUGUGAAUAUUUUGCCACCACAAGGUUAAAUUAUUUUGGAAAAUCAGAAACUGGGAAGAGGCUCAAACAUAUACCUGAUUAAAUAGCAGAAUCCAGUAUUUGUUUGCAACCUAGCUCGUCAAUCUCAUUUUGAAGCUAUAACCGUGCCUGUAGGUCAGCUAAAUUUGGCUAACUCAGAGGCGGAAAAACAAUAUCAACAGCAGCAUGGUGCGCCAAAACCAGCAUAACAUGACGACAUGUUUGGUGAUUUGCUAGCUUUAAUUUUUGGCUUUAAUUGGCUGUCAAAACAGAGGCACCACUGUCCACUCAGUGUCCCCAUGUUGGUUUGAUCAGUUUUGUGUAAACCGUAAGUGUCUGAAUGAAGUAGGACUUGAGUUUGGGCCUGCGGGCCACAUUUUACCCCCACUCCCUUUGUUUUGACCCACUGUGGCAACUGACAAACUCUCUGCAAAUUAAUAAAUUAAUGUUAAAA
This is a messenger RNA of Thalassophryne amazonica, 5680 nucleotides long. RefSeq names its product diacylglycerol kinase, zeta b (gene dgkzb). Bases 105 to 3938 code for a protein of 1277 amino acids. Gene Ontology annotation, molecular function: protein binding; ATP-dependent diacylglycerol kinase activity. The record is from RefSeq and is a predicted model, not a curated record. The transcript has 35 exons. Gene Ontology annotation, biological process: diacylglycerol metabolic process; intracellular signal transduction; regulation of synaptic transmission, glutamatergic. Gene Ontology annotation, cellular component: nucleus. Lineage: Eukaryota; Metazoa; Chordata; Actinopteri; Batrachoidiformes; Batrachoididae.